AGCGAACUACCGUCGACGAGGCUGUUGUGUUGUCCCAUCUCCCGAGACCUUUCAUCACAUGCCGUCUCUCCCCCGCACCGCCACAUCGGACCCCGGCACCGCCACAUUUCCGCCCCGUAAAGCCAUUCGAGCUUAAUUCCACGCCGCCCUUCAUCAUUUGCACGCGCAGGGACGACGUCGAGGGUGUACCUUACCACUAUUCGGGUCAUCUGCGUUUGGGUGAAUGUUCUUCCCUAGUAUGCUGGUGGGGUUUGUCUUAAGGGAUGCGACGCUUGCUUCCCCGAUCGCUUUGCCGCGCAGUCGAUGCUACAGCUGCGGAGACUUGCCUCUCUCCGAUGGAAUCGCGAACUCGCACGGCUCAGUAAAGCAUCUGAAUCUCGACACUCUCCCAAACGACCGGAGGCGGGACGAUACCUUAUUGCGGCGCCUGAUCCGGGGGCCUCGGAUUGCUUGCUGUACAGUAAUCGAUGUACCGUUUCCCUUCUGCACUCUGGCCCGCGGCAACCGACAUCCCGGGUCGAUGAUCAUCAAACGUCGAUGCACACGACACGCGGUGGCAAUCAUUGUGCAACUUCCGUGCAGCCUUUCGCACCGUCGGCAGUGUUCGUCGCUGUGAACAAAGUGUCCGAUGAGCCGGCGGCAUGAAUGAAGUCAAAUCGGCCAAUUAACAUGCCCGCUGAAUUGCGUGAUCUGGCGUCAUC
Molecule: messenger RNA, 701 nt
Organism: Neohortaea acidophila
Lineage: Eukaryota; Fungi; Ascomycota; Dothideomycetes; Mycosphaerellales; Teratosphaeriaceae
Exons: 1
Coding region: 224-616 (130 amino acids)
Source: RefSeq, a predicted model, not a curated record